Messenger RNA from Cooperia oncophora, 309 nucleotides. The record is from the annotation of a GenBank genome assembly. Lineage: Eukaryota; Metazoa; Nematoda; Chromadorea; Rhabditida; Trichostrongylidae.
AUGAUUUACUCCUUCCUCUACUACUCAGUACAUACCCUUUCCAGAACGGACUAUCGCGUCGAAUGCUGGAGACCGAUCAAGGCGGACGAUCCAAUCAGUGAACUGCGUGAAUUCUUCAUUGGUCAAGCGAUCGAUAUUGAUUUCUUCAAUCUUAAAGAGGACGGAGUGAUAUCAAGAUCCGGAUUGAGUACCCAGUCGUCGGGAACUCUGCAUGUGUCGGUGACCAAUGUGCUACAAAGGCGAGACUACAUCGCCAAGGAAACAUUGAAUCACAUGAAAUACGGCGCAAUGUUCGAUCGUAUGGGGUGA